This is a messenger RNA of Cantharellus anzutake, 3030 nucleotides long. RefSeq lists its product as uncharacterized. Gene Ontology annotation, biological process: regulation of DNA-templated transcription; DNA-templated transcription. The coding region runs from base 1 to 3030 and encodes 1009 amino acids. Gene Ontology annotation, cellular component: nucleus. Gene Ontology annotation, molecular function: DNA-binding transcription factor activity, RNA polymerase II-specific; zinc ion binding; DNA binding. The transcript is spliced from 7 exons. The record is from RefSeq and is a predicted model, not a curated record. NCBI's taxonomy places the organism in Eukaryota, Fungi, Basidiomycota, Agaricomycetes, Cantharellales, Hydnaceae.
AUGGAAGAAGAGUGGUCUUCACCACCGGAACGUGGAAAGCAAGUUCCUGGGAAGACCAGUUUACCUAGAGGUGCUGCAUGUCUCGGAUGUAGAAAGAGGCGUGUUCGAUGUGAUGGAGGUCGACCGACUUGCGAGAGUUGUAAGCAACGCAGAGAAGAAUGUAUAUACGAAUCUCAACCAAAGAAUAUCAACACUGCCUUGUUUGAGAGGAUGCUCGAGCUCGAGGGCAGAAAUACGAGUUUCGAUCUCAAAUUUGCCAGACAAGAGCAAAUGAUCGUUGAACUUCGCGAGGAACUAGCUAAAAAGAGAACACCUCCGUCUCCAACACAACUGCUUCCACCUAUGGGCACUUAUGCUAGCUUCCGCCCUUACAGACAUGUUUCUUCUCAUCGCUUUGAUCUCUCUCAGAGUAAAUUCAAGUUCAUCCGUAAGCUCUGCGAAAGGCGACCUAGCCGCCAUGACAGUCGGCAACAAUGGAUUUCAAGUGGUGCUUCCUCCCGUCGUUCAGCCUCUAUCUUCAUGACUCCUCGUCCGAAUAUAGAAUUUCCUUCUUCAAUACCUCCCAAUCGUGAUACUGGUUCUCUCGGUACUCUCGAGACACGGUUCCGCAUCGACUUGCAGCAGCAGUCUUCUGCUCAGCAAUCUCCCCCUUCUCCCCGAGCUCCCAGGUCUCUGACCGCUCGGCCUCGUGCUCAUACCACUGCCUCCGCCAGGUCUCAACCACAUGCAGUCCCAGGAGUACCAGUUACACCUCGCGCUACCUCACUUAACGUUACGCCUCAGCAUUCUCCAGCUGGACAGUACACUGUAUCUGCCUAUCCAUUUUCCUUUGAAACAUCGCGAUACCACUCACAGCCUGUUCCUCAAGAGUUCUAUCAUCAAGAAGCUGCUCAUUCUCAUACUUCUCCAUUGUCUCCUGCGUUCGGGAGCUUCUUGCGGGAAGACCCGCCGCCCAUGCCGACUCUCUUGUCUCAGCUUCCUUUCUCGUCUUCGUCUCAAUUGGGAUAUCCUGAGACUCCGACUCAUAUCGAGCCGAAUAGCUUUGGUAAUUCCUCGUUUGAAUCUCAUGGUUACACGAGUGGUUUGGAGGUUUACGAUUCGAGUUCUUCGUCAAUACCUAAUGAUAGCUUUGUGGAAUUGUUUAAACGCUGCGAGGCGGAGUGCAAUCAGCAGAACCCACGCAUACAAACGGAGUCUCAAUCUCAGCCUACUGUUCCGAAUCCCUAUGCCAGUCCUGGAGAUCAGCUUCAGCACCAACAGAAUGUUCCUCCGUCUGUGUCGUACCAGCACGAAUUUCAGGCUCAGACACAGUCUAUUGACGGAACUAAUGUUCAAUCUCAGCUCUCCGCCUCCUACGCAACUCAGCUUGACACUCAACCAGCUUCAGCUUUUCACGAUCUUGCCAUUUCUCAGCAGGCUCAAGACUUUUCUGCGCAACUGUUUCACAACCCCUCUUAUGGACCUACCUACAACCAGGGCGAUACAACUUCUUCCUUGCUCCAGAUCCCUGAAAUCAUGCCGCCCACGUUUUCUGGGUACCAGUCGGGACCUUCCUUAGGUGAACGAUCCGAUCCCUCGCGGAACUGUGCUGGCAUCCCUCCGUUCCCGCCAACACCUCAUCUAUUCUCCGAUUCAGGCCAGGAGCGCUCUCUUACGCCUUAUACUCCCCAUCGCGUGAGACCGGCUGAAUUCCCUCUUCCUGAUGGCUGGUGGGACCACCUCACGGAUGAACCAAAACGUGAACUACAUGACAUUUUGAUCACCUUGUUCCUUCUCCACCGCCGUCAAUGUGCUUUAGAAAUAUCUGUUUCUCGCCUUUACGAUCAGCUCAAUGCCGAAAGUCCGAAGGACCGACCCCACCCAGCUUUCGUGCAUGCUAUGUACAUGCUAGCUUGUUGGUUCACUCGACCAUUCUCGCUCAUUGAACAAGAAGAAAAAUUCUUUCAACGAACACAGGUACAUCUCCCGCGCCUUCUAGCCGAGAAAUCACUCUCGCUUUUGGAGUAUGUGAGAGCGGGUAUUUUAUUGGGUUUGUAUUUCUAUGGUAAAGGGAGGAUGCUCGAAGGAUACCAACAGACUUGUAGCGCGGCUCAAAUGGCAAUACUUUGCGGCUUGCACAAGAUAGAGUCCCCGGUGUGGAGAGACGUCAGAGGACGGGUCGACGAAUUUACCAGGCAUGUGCAGGGAUGGAAGACAAACGUUCGCUUUGCUCCUUUUAUGCUCGGCCCACCUAAGGAUGCAAUCGAACUCGGCGAAAGGAUUCAUACGUUCUGGGCGUGUUGGAUUUUGGACGCAAGUGGGUGUGCGACACACGGCAUGCCAUCGAUCUUCAAGGAGGACGUCGAAGAAACGAUGCCCACAACGCCUCUCCCACUUCCCUUGGAAUUCUAUAAUAACGGUCUUUCCACCUCUGUCUUUGAAAGGGCUUCCCGACUGGGCUGCAUACAGGGCGUCAAUGCUUCGUAUGGCUAUGGUGAAGUUACUCAACUUCCAGAGGAUCCCUCCAAAGGCGAAGAUUUCAGGAAAAGAUGGAACCACGUUCGAUCCACCGCUUUCAACUUGUUCCAUUCCAUGCCCGUGCUUCGCAACCCUUCAGGUCUUGGAGCAGAGAUUGUCGAUACAUGGAGGGUAGCGGGAAUAGAUCCGGUUAUGGUCCAUGCGAAUACGCUAUGCUUAUGUGGAAUCAUCUAUCUCGGUAAUAUCGUCGCCAAGCACAGCGAUGCCGCGAAGCAAGAAACACUGUGGGCAGCGGAUCGGAUUGCUGACAUCGCUGCGGAGAUACAAGGUCUUGAUUUUAUCCAUCUAGAUAUCAUGCUAGGGGUGUCUUGGAUGGCUGCGGUUCAUGUUUAUAUUCGGCAUCUCAGAAGCCUUCGGCAUCAGGGACAGGCCGAGCGGGAGGCUUUCAAAAACAAAAUCACGCUGUUAUUAUUCGUUUUGGACCGGUUGGGAGAAGUAUUUUGUCUUGUUGAAAUUCAAGCCAACAAAGCCCGGGCGGAUUAUUUCGAGCUAUCUAAGGACCUUCCACAAUGA